Molecule: messenger RNA, 1571 nt
Organism: Vitrella brassicaformis
Lineage: Eukaryota; Vitrellaceae
Source: the annotation of a GenBank genome assembly
CACACAUUCAAGCCCAUUCACGAUUCACUGGUCAGUUCGAUUGUCUCACGUCUCACAGUCGCAUCACUGUGUCUCUUUCCCCAAUCAUUUUUGUCCCUCGUCAAACGCUCACAAACAUGCCGGCCAUCAGCCAACGAGCCGGCUCCUCCAUUUUGGAGGAGCCCUCGCUGAUUUGCUGAUAGCACAUCAGCCACACUAGACAUGAAUGAAACACCACCGCGAACAAGACACACAACAGCAGCUGCACGCCCGCCCGAGGAUAAAACAUUCACAUGCACACAGCCGUCACUCGCGUCACGUGCGUGCCUCAUAUUCUACUGCGUCUCUGUCUCUGGCUAUCUGUCUAUAGAAGCACAGCAACGACGAAAAAGAGCACACUGCUGCAGCACAGUAUCCGCAGCGAGCGCAACACAGCACUCGAUGCGACGAAAAAUGCCCUCGCCACUCACCAAUCGCAGCGUAAGUCACAGGCAUACCCGAUGAAUUAAAGACAAACAAGGAUAUACACAUGGAUGUACGGCCAGACCGAACGAAAAGAAAAGCAAUCACACACGGUCAGACACGUGUGGUCGGCCGCAGAAACAGAACCCUCACUACCCUCAUCGAUGUAGACAAGACAUCCGUGCACAGAAGGUGCAUAUAUCCAUGAGUGGGGCGCAUCAUUUUGGCGCCCAAGCACUCAGCAGUCGCACCAACACACCCACUCAUAGUAGCAAUAGGCACCCGCGCACAACCAUUCUUCGUAGCAAACCUCAUCACAAGGCCAACAAUCCUGCUCUGUCGUCACUUGAUUAUCUGAUGUCGAAGAAGGAAAGCAGGGAAGGCAAGUGCGGCGGGACAGCAACGAGUUUUGUCACCGAUCACAUACCUGUCUGGUUGACAGAUGCGGUUGCGCCCUGUGUAGGUGAACAAAGAGGCAAGGAAUCCAUCACAUGGCACGCGCAGCAAUCACUCACCUCGGCCUUCCAGACUGUGUGCGUGAUAUCGUCGGAAGCUUGGUACACGGUCUUCUUCAACCCGCUGCCCGCCGGCAGCUCGUCAAUGUUGUCGCCCUUCCGGACCCUCGAAAUCAGCCCCUCAGCGAAGAUUUGCUGCUGCUUUGUCAGGCGGUCAGGCCCGAACGACGCCUCAACGUUCUCGGCCGCAAACUGCAGCCUGGCAAUGGACAUGGCCUGGUCUCGCGACACAUCACCUUUGGCCUUCAGGACACCGAAGCGCUUCGGCAGGGAGAGGCACUGCGGCGCGUCGUCUGACUCACCUGCACACACGCAAGAAACGCUCAAGUCACUCAGUUGAGGUAGUAGACAUUGCACUCUGACCUGCAGGCCGCGCCAGUUUGCGAAGCUGACCGUGACCGACGCCAGCCAGGGCCAAUAGGAGGAGGAGGCAGAGCACACGCGACAUCAGAGCGAGGGAUGAGGGCAAGGGGAGAUGGGCAGGGGGGAAGGUUCGCGCAAGGAAGAGCCUCAAGUGGGGGCGAAGAGCGGAGAGGGAGAAGUGUGCUUUCUGGUUCUGUAAUGAUCUCCGUUGCGGUGCUCUCCUCCGUUGCGGUCUCCCAUUGCGGCGCUCCG